UUUAAAUUAGUUUGUAUGUCCUAGAUCAACCAAUUUAUUUAUUAGAAAUGUCUGAUACCAGUUUUCAAAUCCCAUAAUCGUUAGCCAUACUUUUUCCUAAGAUAUUGUGUAUUUUAUAAUCUUGGGAAAUUAGGAUAUAUUUAAAAUUUUUGCUUUUAAUAAAUCGAAAUGUUAUAAAUUAUUUUCACUUAGUUAGAUAUAAUACAUGUGUUUACUUACUGCCCAGAUGGGAUGUGACAUUUGAAAGUUAGCUUAUAUUUUGACGUUGGCGUUAUUCGCAUUGUGAAUAAACUAUUUAGAUAUUAUAAGUGCUCCCUAGUUCUUAUGCAGUAAUUAUAAGUGUUGAAUUUGAGGAUAUUAUUAUUAUUAUUUUUUAAGAUGCUCUGAAUCUAAACUUCAAAAUGGAAGAGAUUCCUGUUAAUGAAUCUGAUGAUUUGCAUAGUUUCUUGGAUGUUGAAUUAGAAGCUCUGCAAUCCAUAUAUGUAAAUGAAAUAACGAUAAUAAAAGAUGAGCUGGAUUCUACAUCUGUAUCAAUAGAUCUUUAUCCUGCUACUGCUGAUAAUCUUCAUGAACAGUAUGUAAGGAUGACACUUAAGUUUACUUUAAAAGAAAAGUAUCCUGAGGAAUUACCAGAAAUAAACAUCCGAAAUCCGAGAGGUUUGUCUGAAGAAAAACUGAGAAGCAUUACUGAUGAUUUACUAUCGAUAGCUGAAAAGAAAAAGGGCAACUCAAUGCUUUUUGAAAUGAUUGAGGCUGCCAAAGAACAUUUAACUGCUGAAAAUCGUCCUAGUGGAGAAUGUGCUAUCUGUCUUUAUGGUUUUAAUGAGCAAGAUGUAUUUACGAGGACGGAGUGUUAUCAUUAUUUCCAUUCACACUGUUUAGCUAGAUAUUCAAAGAAUGCAUUGGAAAAUAAUGAGAACAAUACUGAAGCUGGGACAUCAAAUUUUCAAUUAUUAUGUCCUAUGUGCCGAAUUCCUAUCCAGUUUGAAGACUCAGAGGAGCUUUUUCCUCCACCAUUUGCUGCAGAUGAUGACACGUUUAUUAUGAACGAGGAAAUUUUGGAACUUCAGAAGAAGAUGGCUGAGCUUUUUCAGCAUCAAUUUGAAAAAGGGGGAAUUAUAGAUAUUGAAGCAGAAAAGAAUAAAUUCUUGUUAGAGAUCUCAAAUGUAAGUGUGCAAAUUUUAUUUAUUUAAUAAUUUUUAUUUCAGAUAAAAAGGGAAUAUGACUAUUAAAAAAUUUUUCAUAAAAGUAUGUUUUUUGUGCAAAUUGAAAAUUAGCUCUAGUGUUGUUAAAUUAUUGUAAUUUCUACAGAAUAAAUGCAUGUUGUACUAAAUAAAAAUGGGCUAGAGCAGCAUAGCUUUUUAGAACUACUUAUGAAGAACUGUAUUCAAACAGCUUCUAUAAACUAAAUAUGUAUAGUUACUGAUUCUUGUCUGUGUUAUCAUAAACAUCCAUUCAUUAAGAUGAUACAGUACAAGAUUGUGACUUGUCGGGACCUUGGUUGUUACGAAUUUCAGAAUUUUUUGGAUUUUAGAUCAUUGGUUUAAACUUAGUAAGGUGAUAUGUAGAAAUUAUAAAAUUUAAAGUAUAAAAUAUUUUGUAAAAAGAGAAUAAAAAUUUACAAAAA
Stegodyphus dumicola is the source of this 1627-nucleotide messenger RNA. RefSeq lists its product as uncharacterized. Lineage: Eukaryota; Metazoa; Arthropoda; Arachnida; Araneae; Eresidae. Gene Ontology annotation, molecular function: ubiquitin protein ligase activity; protein binding. The record is from RefSeq and is a predicted model, not a curated record. Gene Ontology annotation, biological process: protein ubiquitination. Gene Ontology annotation, cellular component: nucleus.